AUGGCUAUCGAUGUCGACGGUGGUCUCCGACUGCCCAAUCCCCCGCCUCUCCUACACACUCGCUCCGGCAAUGAAUCCUUCGAUCGCCCCUCCACCCCCGCCGGCAGUGGCUACAUCAGUCCAACACAAACCCCCCAGGGAAGCCCUAGCAAAUCGCGGGCACCCCCGGGUGCUCUUGAUUUGCCCAAUGUAUUCGACAAGGCCUUGAAAUUGACUCCGACCUCUCCCUCCAAACCCACCCAUAACCACUUCAAUCAUCCCAUGUUUACCGAUCGUGAACGCGAACGCCCGGACGACUUCAACGAGAGUGUCAUCCACCAACGUCCUACGAGCCCGACCCGUCGCGCGAACAAGGAAAAUACCCCUCCGACCACCCGCCUACAAAAAGAAUUGGGAUCAAACCCGACCCCCGCAGCCAUAUCCCGACAUGAGCCUUAUCAACAACAACGGGAUGACACGACCAAGCGCCAGGUUCAGUUGCGCGGGCUGACCCCGGAGGAGAUGGAGAAGCUGAAUCAACCCAAGGUUAAGCGCUUGGCAAAUGUCACCCAACUAUUUACGUCCACAACCGCCAAACCCGCCAUACCCAAUUCAAAGCUGCCUACCCUGAACCCCCCCACUACUCCCAACGAUGAAUACGAACCCGCCCUUUUGAAAUACCUGGGUCGCGAGCGCGCACAUCUUCGCAAGCGUCGCACCCGUCUGCGCCAAGGCGAUUUCCAGAUCCUGACGCAGGUCGGCCAGGGUGGUUAUGGCCAGGUAUACUUGGCGCAGAAGAAGGACACGCGCGAGGUGUGUGCCUUAAAGGUGAUGAGCAAGAAACUCCUAUUCAAAUUAGACGAAAUCCGACACAUUCUCACCGAGCGCGACAUUCUGACCGCAGCAAAGAGUGAAUGGCUUGUCAAGCUCUUGUACGCCUUUCAAGAUGACACCCAAAUCUACCUGGCGAUGGAAUAUGUUCCAGGUGGUGAUUUCCGCACUCUGCUCAACAACACCGGCGUUCUCCAUAACCGACAUGCGCGCUUCUACAUCGCCGAGAUGUUCAGUUGUAUCGAUGCGCUCCACAUUUUGGGUUAUAUUCACCGUGAUCUGAAGCCAGAGAACUUCCUGAUCGAUUCGACCGGUCAUGUCAAAUUGACCGAUUUCGGUCUGGCAGCUGGCAUGUUGAGUCCCGGAAAGAUUGAGUCGAUGCGCGUGAAGCUAGAAGAAGUGGGCAAUACCUCUGUCCCGUUCGGCCGACCCAUGGAACAGCGAACUAUGGCGGAGCGCCGCCAGGGGUACCGCACCCUGCGCGAGCGCGAAGUCAACUAUGCCAAGUCUAUCGUUGGUUCGCCCGAUUACAUGGCGCCGGAGGUGCUCAAGGGCGAGCAAUACGAUUUCACUGUUGACUAUUGGAGUCUGGGCUGUAUGUUGUUCGAGGCGCUUGCCGGGUAUCCUCCAUUCGCAGGUGCGACCGUCGACGAAACAUGGCAAAACCUUAAGCGUUGGCAAAAGGUCCUCCGCAAGCCAGUAUACGAGGAUCCGAACUAUUUCCUCUCCCGCCGGACGUGGGAUCUUAUCACCAAAUUGGUCGCAGGCAAGGAGCAACGGUUCAAGAAUAUCAACGAGAUUCACGCCCACGACUACUUCAGUGAGGUCGACUUCGACCGGCUGCGCGAGCAGCGAGCACCAUUCGUACCAGAGUUGGACUCGGAGACAGAUGCAGGCUACUUUGACGAUUUCAGUAACGAGGCAGACAUGGCCAAGUAUAAGGAGGUCCAUGAUAAGCAGCGUGCGCUCGAGGACAUGGCCGACCGUGAUGAUAAGAUGAAUAAGCAAUUAUUUGUCGGAUUUACCUUCCGUCACCGCAAACCCGCCGUCGACAGCACUGGUGGUGGUCGCAAUUCACCACGCAAACCGAUCGCGACGGAUGGCAGCUUCGGAACUAUCUUCUAG
Messenger RNA from Penicillium waksmanii, 1935 nucleotides. Its product is annotated as putative serine/threonine protein kinase. Lineage: Eukaryota; Fungi; Ascomycota; Eurotiomycetes; Eurotiales; Aspergillaceae. Gene Ontology annotation, cellular component: spindle pole body. The transcript is spliced from 3 exons. Gene Ontology annotation, biological process: peptidyl-serine phosphorylation; intracellular signal transduction. Bases 1 to 1935 code for a protein of 644 amino acids. The record is from RefSeq and is a predicted model, not a curated record. Gene Ontology annotation, molecular function: ATP binding; protein serine/threonine kinase activity.